AUGGUCGACAUGUCUUUCCAAACCGCUCGAUUCACAGGUCCUCAGAAGUUCACCUACAAGCACGGUUUUCGCCAACCCAUUGCAGAGGGUAUGACUCAAACAGCGUCUGGUGGGCAAGAGGUACCGUCCUACACCCCUCCUCCUUCCGUAGUGAAGGAGACGUCGGUCAUGCCAAAUGAACUUGGCGUCUUCUCUGACAACACAUAUCCUACCUUGCUCAAUGGAACAAAUACCCCACAAGGUCCUCCAAAAUGGUUCAAGAAGGAAUCGGAAGUGGAUGUCCUGAUUUGUGGUGCCGGUCCCUCAGGCCUUGAGAUAGCCGUUUCUCUCAUCAGACAGGGAGUCUCUUUCAGGAUUAUUGACAAGGCAGAAGGACCGCUGCUCGCAGGUAGAGCCGACGGAGUGCAACCUCGUUUCCUCGAGACAAUCAGUCAGUGGGGUUUGGCCACCGACGUUGCUGAAGAAGGCCCUAUCAUCGAACGAACCGCCAUUUGGAAGGACGGCCACAACCUGCUGUUUAAUCGCUCUCAUCAGUCUGAUUCACGUUACCGCGGCUUGCACGUCAUCACACAGACUGCAAUCGAGAACAUCUACCUUCGCGACCUCCUCCGACACAGGAAGAUCGUCGAGCGCCUGACGUCUAUCGAGUCCUUCACCGUCGAUGAGUCUGAGGAAAUAUCCCAUCCCGUGUCUGCCACGCUCGUCAAUGAGAAGACAGGGGAGACGGAGAAUGUCCGCGCGAAGUUUCUCGUAGGCUCUGAUGGCGGUUCCAGUACCAUUCGUAAGCAGCUCGGUAUCAAGUUCGAUGGAGUUGCAACCAAUAUCUAUUGGGGAAUCAUUGAUGCUGUCUUCGAGACCACGUACCCCCAUGCUGGCGUCUUCGGCUGCGUCGUCAACUCUGAACAUGGCGGAUGCUGUAUCAUUCCUCGCGAGGACGGCAUGAUUAGGCUGUAUACGAAGAUUGAUCCCGACCGCGUUGUGGGCAAGGAACGCCUCGAGGAAGGUGGCGCAAUGGAUAUCGGCACAAUCACUGCGGAUGAAGUUCUUGCACAGGCCAAUCGUAUCUUCGCUCCUUUCACAUUGAAAUUUGCCUCCCCAGUUAGCUGGUUUUCUAUUUGGAAGAUCAGCGAGCGUGUUGCGGAGCGCUUCUCCUACAUGAACAGGGUCCAUCUCGCGGGUGACGCAUGCCACGUACAUAGCGUCAUGGGCGCAUUCGGUUUGAAUGCUAGCAUUUUAGACUCCGCUAACCUUGCGUGGAAGAUGGGUCUCUGCGCACGUGGGUUGGCCGAUACCGAGAAGCUGAUGCCCACCUACGAACACGAACGCCGUCGGCAUGCUGUGCGCAUCAUCGAAACUUCCGGCACUUACUUGCGCUUUGUCUGCGCUUCAAACGCACCCAUUGUCCGCCUGGAUGGCGUGGGUACGGAGGCUCGCGAGGACGAGGACGAUAGACCGGCCCUCCCGAAGGAGAUAACCGAAGAAGCGGAUCCAGGCAGGCGAUUCUUGAAGGAGUUCUUCGCUAAGCUCGGGGCGUUCUUGCUGGGCGUGGACUUCGAGUACGGACACAACCUGCUCAACCCGCCUCAGCAGAUAAGGAACGACGUCUCUCUGUCCCGCGUUCUGCCGAAGCCUGCGACGGAAGUUGCGUGGGGUGUGCGCGCUCCCAGCCCGCGUGUCACGCUCAGCCAGCAGAAGACGGGCUAUCUGUAUGACGUCUGUGGCGGGGCGGACAAGUUCACGCUUCUCGUCUUCGCGUCCAACUUCCAGGGCCCCAUCCUGCGCGGCCUUACCGCGUUGGAUGCCCAUCUUGCCUCAUCUCAGUCGUUCUACAAUCGGUUUGGCCGGUCGAACAUGUUUAAGAUCGUCCUGAUCACCAACCUCCUCCCACUCGAUUACGAGGACCAUUUCGCCGGCAAUGCCACGGGCACUCUGGAAUACCUUCGCAAGAUUGCGACGCUCGUCUGGGACGACCAGCUGCCAGGCAGGGAUGCGCACACGGUGUACGGAGUCGAUCACGCAAAGGGCGCUGUCGCCGUCGUGCGGCCUGACUUGUGGACCGGGAUAUCCGUUCUGCCAGGGGAAGCAGAGAUGCUGGACGAAUAUUUCGAAAGGUUCUUGACGGUCCCUGGGAAGAAAUCGUAG
This is a messenger RNA of Sparassis crispa, 2142 nucleotides long. RefSeq lists its product as hypothetical. Gene Ontology annotation, molecular function: FAD binding. The coding region runs from base 1 to 2142 and encodes 713 amino acids. The transcript has 6 exons. The record is from RefSeq and is a predicted model, not a curated record. Lineage: Eukaryota; Fungi; Basidiomycota; Agaricomycetes; Polyporales; Sparassidaceae.